AUGACACUCGGCACCGAAACAAUCAGCCUCCUCCGCCAGAACCUCGACGCACUCACCUCCAUCAUCCUGCCGGGCGCCAUGACACAGGACGAGCGCAAGACCGCGCUGCACACGCUCAUGAUGACCGCCGAAGCAGGUGCCAAGCUCGCGGAAGCCGUGCAUGUGGAAGCGCUGACAACCCACCACACGUCGGGCGCGCCGGGGGUGGAGGCGCUGAUCAACGGGAAGAAUGGCGCUGCGGCGAAGACGGAGACGGAGAAGCAGGUCGGUGGAGUGGCUGGGGGGCUGUUUGGAGGGGGGGGCGGGGGAGGUGUGAAGUCGGCCCCGCUGGUUACAGGUUUUGCUGGUCUUGGUUCUUUUCGUUCUGCCUCGCCCUGA
Molecule: messenger RNA, 378 nt
Organism: Morchella importuna
Lineage: Eukaryota; Fungi; Ascomycota; Pezizomycetes; Pezizales; Morchellaceae
Exons: 2
Coding region: 1-378 (125 amino acids)
Source: RefSeq, a predicted model, not a curated record